Messenger RNA from Osmia bicornis bicornis, 1101 nucleotides. RefSeq names its product DNA replication complex GINS protein PSF3 (gene Psf3). The transcript has 4 exons. Lineage: Eukaryota; Metazoa; Arthropoda; Insecta; Hymenoptera; Megachilidae. Bases 84 to 692 code for a protein of 202 amino acids. The record is from RefSeq and is a predicted model, not a curated record. Gene Ontology annotation, biological process: mitotic DNA replication initiation. Gene Ontology annotation, cellular component: GINS complex.
UUGUUUAGCGCUAUCUAGCGGCAUUUUAAGGAAUUAAAAGUCGAAAUUUUAUCGGUUGAUUGAAAUUUUCUUAUUUUUAUAAAAUGGCAUUGAGUCAAAGUUAUUUGCCAAAUUACUUUGCUAUAAAUGAUAUUUUGUGUACCGAAGAACGAUUAACGUGUACGAUUGAAGUCGAGUUACCUAGAUUAGGUUUUUUGGAUUGCUCGUCCCAAACUGCAAAUUUAAAAGUAGGAUCAAAAGUAGAACUUCCAUUAUGGUUAGCAUUGUCGUUGAAAAACCUACGAAAUCCUAUAGUUAGCGUUGAUAUACCAAAAAUAUACAAGGAAGGAUAUAGAGAAAUUUUAAAAGCAGAUGCUGAUGCUAUUGUCUUAAGCAAAUGGAACCCAUUCUUUUAUGAAUUAGGAAUGCAUGUACGGAAACUUAAUGCCAGGUCUUCUGAACAAAUAACGGAUAGUUUAUUGCAGACGUUUAAAUCUCGUUUACGUUUAGUUAUGGAUUGGGCACAAAAUCCGAUAUCUGAUCCUACAUUAGGGAAGCAGCUUCCUAGGCUUGAAAGAGAACUAUUUCUUAGUGGAAGAAAAGCUAAAGUUAGACUUUCAGAGUGGCUACAAAAGGGUACUAAUAGCAUACUUCCUUCUGAAGUCACGGCAAAUUUAAAGAAAAGAAAACGUACAAAUUAUGAACUAGACUAACAUUUUCAUUUUACAAUAUAUAUUACAAGACUUGACCAUCGCAUAAAUUAUUUAAUAUGAUCACAGUAUAAUUUGAUAGACCAAUCCUAUACAGGAAGUGAAAUGUUUUUUAUUCUUUGAUUAAAAAUAUUAAUUAGAUGUUUACUCCCUUUAUUAUAUGUAUAAUACAAAUUUUCUUACAACUAAAUAACAAUUGAUUAAGAAAAAAGUUAUUUACAAUUCAAAUAAUGUUUAUAUGCUCUGAAUGAUUUUUUGUAAAAGCUUACCUACGAAUUGACUUAUUUAUGAACUGUUUAUCUUGGUAACUUUUAGCUCACAACCCAUAUAAAAAUAAUCAUUUCUCAAAUAUUAAACUUACUGUACAGAAUAAACAUAGAAGAAAUAAAGGAAUUAGUUACAUAAGUUUUAA